This is a messenger RNA of Cetraspora pellucida, 1425 nucleotides long. The record is from the annotation of a GenBank genome assembly. Lineage: Eukaryota; Fungi; Glomeromycota; Glomeromycetes; Diversisporales; Gigasporaceae.
AUGUGUACUGACUUUUUGUCAAAUCUCUCUCGAGAUCUCUCUUUACUACUUAAUGACACUGAAAGCUAUGAUACUCUCAUAAAUGUUGGUGAAAAACAUGAUUUUAAAACCUUUCGUUCGCAUUCAAUAAUACUACGUGUUAGAUCUCCUUAUUUUAAAACCGCUUUAUCAAGCGAAUGGGCUAAGAUUGAGAAUAACCUAAUCACUUUUAGUAAACCUAAUAUUAGACCAAUUGUCUUUGAAGUUAUACUUAAGUUCAUCUAUACUGGGAAAAUCUCUCUUGAUGAUUAUGAUGCCUUAACAAUCCUUGAUCUUCUGGUUGCUGCUGACGAACUUUGUCUUCAAGAACUUAUAGAUCACGCUCAAGACUACUUAUUAUGUUAUAAACCAAGCUGGAUGCAAAGAAAUUUUGCUACUACUCAUAAAAUUGCUUUUCAGCAUUCUUGUGCUUUUACAAAAUUAAAGGAUUAUUAUGAUUCUUCAUUACAAAAUAGUUUAAAUAAUUCUCCAUUAACUUAUUUUUUAAACUUUUCUUCUUCUCCAUCUUCCCUAUCAUUAACUUCUGCUUUGGCAAAUCUCUCAAUUUCUUCCCCAAUUAAAGAUAUUUCUUGUUGGACCUCUAAAGAAUUUCUUAUCCUUGCUUCAACCCUUGAAAAAUUCAUUCCUUUUAUUAGAUUUCUUCAAAUUUCUAGUAGUGAUUUUUAUAAGAAAGUUAAGCCAUUUGCUUCAAUACUUCCUUUCGAUUUAUAUGAUGAUAUCUUACAAUAUCAUCUAGUACCUGAUUAUAUUCCACACGAUGAUUUGUCUCAACCUGAAAGGGCUACAAUCGAUAGUGUUAUAAUAAAGAGAAAACAUGCUGCCUUAAUUGCUAGUUGGAUUGAUGGUCGCGAUCUCGAUGGUGAUUCUAAUAACGAUAAUUCUGGUAUCUGUUCUGGUUGCGUUGGUAAUAAUAUAUCACAAACCUGUCAUUUUUCAACUUCUAUUACGAGUACAAGUAAUAGUAGCAAUGUUUCUCAAAAUUCAAGUAAUUGGUCUCAGAAUUCGAGUCCUAUAGGUUUUCGAAAUAUAAUAAGUAGAGUUCGAGAUCCUGCCCGUGCAAUAAAUUAUUACAAGAAUUAUGGUCCUUCAUUCGGUAGAGAUGAUUUAAAAAUGGCCGGAAACUUUAAAUUAGAUUCAAGAUGCUGUUGUAAACAAGGUGAUUAUGAAUUUCCCAUUCGUGAAAACACUGGUUACUUUUCUGUUGAUGAAUACGAAGUUUUUUCUGUGCACCUUCGCCGACCCUUGGGUAAAGAUGUUAAAAAUGAAAGCAACUCAAUGAGUGGAUUUAACGACUCAAAUAUUGAUGGCGAGAACAAACUUUUGAGAAAUAAUGGGAUAACGUAUUAUGGUGGAGGCGGAAAUAUGAUAAGGUCCUUGACUUACUAA